Molecule: messenger RNA, 153 nt
Organism: Paramuricea clavata
Lineage: Eukaryota; Metazoa; Cnidaria; Anthozoa; Malacalcyonacea; Plexauridae
Source: the annotation of a GenBank genome assembly
AUGGUGAACGACUUGAAUGUUUCUGACGAUACGGUGAAAUUUGUUGACGAGACCACUAUCUGGGAGAUUGUCUUGAAGGGUCGCAAGAAUCCAGCUCGGUCCAACCGUCUCAAAUUACAGAAUCUACUAAACGGGCUUCUGAGACUAACAUGA